Messenger RNA from Klebsormidium nitens, 470 nucleotides. The record is from the annotation of a GenBank genome assembly. Lineage: Eukaryota; Viridiplantae; Streptophyta; Klebsormidiophyceae; Klebsormidiales; Klebsormidiaceae.
GAGAAGAUGGCCUCGCAGCGCCCAAACAGAAGCUCCUGGUUUGAGGACGUUCUUAUAGGAGCUGUCUCCGAGGGUGUUAAUCAUUCGACUUUUAUCCUUUUGAAUGUUGCCGGGGUGGCCCUUGUCAUCGUGCUGGCUUUUCUUGCGGUGGUGGCGCAAGGGUACGACGUGUUUUUGGUCAUUCACGUCAUCGUCCUGGUCCUGUGUGCGGUGGCGCUACUUGGCCUGCUCAACUGGUUCAUUGCUGAGACAGGGCUCGUUUCAGCGGAAGAGCAGGCCAAGGCCCUCUUUGAGACCCCUGGAGCCACCGAUGUGGGACCUCCCCAGCCUUUGCCAGAAGACAAGAAGCAGGGUUGAGUGGUGGCUGUGUUAGACACCAUAUUAAGGCACCAAGUGGUGGUGGGAACAGGGGCGCAUAUUGAAAUGAAGUCAUUGGCGCCCCGCUCAGCGUCUCUGCUCCGCAACCUUUU